UUUAAUAAUCUAUAAUCAAAUAUCUUCAAAAGUUCAUAAUCUAUAAUAUUUCCAAGGACGAAAUAAUGUGUGGUGAUGUUGUAUGUAUAAAACUGGCCAAUAUAAUCUAAUUUUCAAGCACAUUAGGAGUUGUGCUAUUUCACAAGAUAAUGAAGUUCAAUAUAAUUUGUACCUGUCCCAUAAUCCCAAAUCCAACGCGACAGAAGUCAAAGGAAAUAUUACGACUAGCAUACAACUUGACGACACUUUGUUUUUAGAGUUAAAUUUCGCUAUGAAAGAUGCAGAUGGACAUUGGAAAGAAAAUACUUAUAUUCACAAGUCACCAAAUGCUUGUUCGUCGUUCCGGAAUUUAAUGGGGACUGAAUGGACCAAAAUUAUGAACGGAUUGGGAGUAAAGAAAGCCACGUGUCCAAUACCUCCGGGCAUUUAUACGACUCCGGGCCUGGAUACAUCGAUAUUUCUAAACAUCAAUAGGCCUAAAACAUUUAUUUAUGAGACGUACAAAAUUCGUUUUUUUUUUUCGCGUUUUAAAGGAGUGUAUGGCUGUACUAUUUUUGUGAUAGAAUUUAAGCCUCUAUAAAAUACAUUUUUUUAAUAUUGUAUACACAUUUUACCAGUCAGAAUAUAAUACAACUGCAGCCUAUGGUUUCCGUUAUUUGGGGGCCCUGGAAUUUAUAAAAUAACUAUAAAAUUGUAUGUUUUUUUUUA
Acyrthosiphon pisum (pea aphid) is the source of this 708-nucleotide messenger RNA. RefSeq lists its product as uncharacterized. Bases 83 to 580 code for a protein of 165 amino acids. The transcript has 4 exons. NCBI's taxonomy places the organism in Eukaryota, Metazoa, Arthropoda, Insecta, Hemiptera, Aphididae. The record is from RefSeq and is a predicted model, not a curated record.